This is a messenger RNA of Uranotaenia lowii, 3982 nucleotides long. Its product is annotated as probable G-protein coupled receptor B0563.6. Gene Ontology annotation, molecular function: G protein-coupled receptor activity. The coding region runs from base 2414 to 3982 and encodes 522 amino acids. The record is from RefSeq and is a predicted model, not a curated record. Gene Ontology annotation, biological process: G protein-coupled receptor signaling pathway. Gene Ontology annotation, cellular component: membrane. Lineage: Eukaryota; Metazoa; Arthropoda; Insecta; Diptera; Culicidae. The transcript has 10 exons.
CCCACUGAAAAUCAAAAAAGCAGAACGGACGUUUUACAACAACAAGCACUUUCAAACCUUCGCGUCCUUGUCGUCGCCAUGUGUCCCGUCGUUCAUUGGAUCCAUCUUCCCCACCCAGUAAGGAAGGAAGGAAGGGUCGCGGGGGGAAGAAGGAAUUUCAUCUUCUGGGGGUAACUAGUACAAAGUUACGCACCCAUCGCUGUCCGCACGUCAGUCUGCUGCGGGACGCCAAACGGAACGGAUCCGGGUUUUGGGACAUUUUUGGAUUUUUGUGAUUACUGUGAUUCCUGAAGGGAACUUAGAGUGAGAAGGAAGAGGGGGUCAAAUUUUUGGGGUGGUCUGGACAUUGGAUUAUCCAGAAUUCGCGUCAUUUGUGUUUCUGUCCCAAUUUUUGGGAUGAAAUAUGGGCGGAGGAACGUUGCAAAUUCGUUGGAUCCUCGUCCAACUGGUCCAACAGAUGGCAGAUUGCUGACAGAUUGUUGAGAGCUGCUGCUCACAGAGGUUGCUUGCCUACAUCGAGGGGUAAAGGAGAAAGUGAACGAAAAAAUUCGAAGAAAUAACACCAAAUUCCCAGCACGUGCGGAAAGUUUAAAUCUGCUUCGGGCGACAGCUAGUGGUUUAACCCUGUUGUGGGGGGAGGGUUUUCUUUCAAGCGAAAAGAAGGUGUGAAAUAAAUUUCGGUAAAAAAGUGAAAUGAACGAGCAAGAGUGAGUCUACUUGAAGGCGCCCAGCGCCACGACACGGUACGAUUAAAUUAAAACAAGUUUUUAAUUGUUGCUUCCAUAGAAGCUCCCUGGUGUGGUCUUUGAGGAAAGACAAAAAAAAAUAAGAAACUACCCCUUCAAAGUAGAGUCUUGGCGAAAAAUAAAAGGAAGAGGGAAAAAAAAUCGUCCUUGCAACAUGGUUGCAACACCUGCAGGCGCACUUUCUUCUUACAAUCAGUGUGAGAAACAGCUGCAGCUGUGCACAGAGAUGUGAGCUCAAAUGAAUUUUUGUCGUGCCAACCGGUGCUUAGCGAUUUGAUCGUGUGGCAUUUUUUAAGAGGAAUUUUUCCAGCACCUCAAAUCUGGGACGAAAAAAAGGGCGGCAAAAGUGACAGCGCGAUUUAUCAGCCACCAGUUCUCUCCUGUCUGUAUGGAUGGAUUUUUCCAUCGUUAACUUCAUAUUACUGCUCCAAUGAUUCGGAAUUCCAACGACCAAAGAGUGGUGUAUACGCAGAAUGGGGGGAUGAUGUGCAUCCUUUUUUUCUGAGUUGGGUGGUGGAAAAGCGGUGCUGAGAUUAUGUUACGAAUGAUGAGUGGCUCGAUGAAAGGUUCAAGUGUUCGAGCUGGACAUCGAUUGGAGAUUUAAUUCUUGGUGCUGCUACUAGACUGAUACUGGGAAAGUGAGGAUGGACUUGAAGUUUGGUACAUCGAAUUACGAAACAAAAUGGAUUUAACGAGUUCGCUAUCAAUCAGAUAUCUGUGGCAGUAGCUUCAAGAUGACGACAAAAGCACUGUCACCUCCUGAUAGCCUCUUCCGGUACCGCACCGCCUCACUCUAAUUAGUUUCCCUCCGAUUUCUACCAAGAUUCCGAGGCGUUUUUCGAGAGGGAUAUGUGUAAAUGCCAUCCGAUGGUACCGGUACUGCUCGUGGCUUCAUCUGCUUCUCGGUCUUCCUCUUCGGCGACAGCUACAUCUUCCUUCCAUUUCAAUGGAGGACAGCAGCCAACCGGUGGCGGCAUCAGCAACAGCAGACGAGGAAGAAGGACUGCUGCCGGAAGUAAUCCUCCGCAUAGAGGCGGUGGUGCUGCCUCCAAGAGUAACCGAUCUCACCGGAACGAACCUUCGAAGACCCACCAGAACACCGCCGUGCUGCUACGACACCGUCAUCCAUCUUCAUCAUCCGGUGACGUCGUCGUCGUCGUUGAACAAACCGGAACCAAAAACUGUAGGAAGAUUCCGCAACAGAAGAUUGGCGGAGAAUCGAUGCCUUCAGAGACCCUGAUGUGUGACCCAGAAAUGAAUGACAGGAGCACCAAAUCGUCAACGGCUGUCAACAGAGGACCAAUUUCGGCGGCACGUGACAAUUCCUGCUAAUGAGAGCGAGUGUCAUUUAUCUAUAUGGUUGGACCGGGAUUAGUAGGUCAUUUAUAGGUGGGCAAAAUGUGAUAAUAGUAAUUAGGCGUGUAAGUGUGUGACCUUUGGAACGAAAAAUGGUAAAACCAGCAAAAAAGUAGGCCUUUGUUGAGAAAAAAAAAGUUAUUGAAACCACGUGCUUUUUGUGACUGCCAAGAUAGAAACAGACAAAACUAAAAAAAUCCAAGCAACCCUAAAAACUAAGUAGUGUUCGCAAAGCUCAAUUCCACGAAACGACUAAUAAAACUAACAGAAAUCAAAUCAAAACAAACAAAAACCAGCUCCAGGAUAGAAUUAUGAUCCAUCUGUAUCCACUGGAGGAGCAUCCGCAUUUUUGUUCUUUUUACUGGGGUGGCACCGAAGUGUUGGACAGCGAUAGCAUUAACGGAAACAUCAACGCCGCCGUCCUAGGAGGGAGCAACGGUAGUAGUAGUAGUUUCAGUUCGGUGGCACAGGUGGCAGCAUCGGCGGCAGCGGUGGUGGCAACGGCUGGACCCGGUUCGCAUUCGCUCAACUACGAUGGGACGCUGAGGAGUGGGCUCUACGAGGAUCCUCGCAUCGAAAAUCUGCGUAAAAUAUCGUACGGCAUCGCGCUGCCCAUCAUCUGUGCCCUCGGAAUUGUGGGCAACGUGCUCAAUCUGGUGGUCCUCACCCGACGAAAUAUGCGAGGAACCGCCUACAUCUACAUGCGAGGCUACUCGGCAGCUGCGCUUCUUGCCAUCAUCUUCGCCAUCCCAUUCGGCAUGCGGAUGCUCAUUCACCGGGACUCGGGCCGGUGGCGCAACUUUGGCCAAGCCUUCUACUCAGCCCACCUGGAGCUAUUCCUCGGCAAUGGAUGUCUCGGGGUCGGCGUCCUAAUGCUGCUGGUUCUCACCAUCGAGCGGUACGUUUCGGUGUGUCACCCGGGACACAUCCGCCGGAUCUGCCCGCCGAAAGUGACCGUCGCCCUCAUUCCGGUGCUCACCUUUCUGAUCUACCUGCCCUCGGUGCUGCGCGGGGAGAUCGUCAAAUGUGUCUUACAAUCCGAUGGAACAAUAAUGUAUCAUAAGCGGGAUAAUAUGAAAUUUUUAGAUUCGUUAUUUUAUGCGAUAUACAAAGUGAUACUGGAGAUUGUGUUCAAGCUGGCGCCAACGGUGCUGAUCGCCGGCUUCAAUCUGCGGAUAAUGAUCGUGUAUCGACGUACCUGUGAUAAGCGCCGCCGGAUGACGCUGUCCCGGAUCAACACCAAAGACCAGCACGAGGAUCCCCGAAAGUUCGCCGAGGAGCGCCGGCUGAUGAUGUUGCUCGGUAGCACAUCGCUUCUCUUCCUAAUCUGCGUAUCCCCGAUGGCACUUCUCCACGUAACGCUUUCUCCGGAACAUCUAUCCAGUUAUUCUUUUCAGCUAUUUCGGGCCCUUGCCAACCUGAUGGAGCUGAUGAACUACUCGCUCACGUUCUACAUCUACUGUCUGUUCAGUGAGGACUUUCGUAAUACCCUCUUCCGGACUAUUCGGUGGCCCUGGUUCGAGAAGCCCCUGUAUCAGCGGGGAACGGAGGAAGAGAAGAUCCGCAAAUUCGACAUCGUAAAGCUGCAGGAGGUAUGCUGGAAGGACUCCAGGAUAAGAACGUUCCAAGAUGGUCAUGCCAUCUACCGGAGCUGUGGCAACACGCACGAGCUUGGAACAACUUUUAUAGUGAUGGGGAAGAUGACGAAGCGCAUGAUCGAGUGCAUCAUCAACGUGUACAGCCCUCACCUCGGAAGUCCUGGUGACGACAAAUACGAAAUAUACGCGCAGCAAAACAUGAUCGUCAUCGGGGAUUUUAUUGCUCAGUCCGGCCAGAAGGAGGAAUUCAAAUCGCCAAUUAAAAGGUUCAACGCGCUCUAG